CACAGUCACACUCGGUGCCGUUAGCUUGAUGCAGGUCUUGUUGUUUCCGUGGAGCUUCAUGUCGGUUCACCGCUGCUUCCUGACAGCAGCUGCAUGACUGUCAUGGCUCUGUUCGAGAACUGCUCUUUGCUGCUGGAGCUGAAAUAUUUAUCGUACAAGGAGAAGAAGAAGGUUCAGUUGGCGGUGACAGAGAACGGGGGCAACAUUGCCUUUGUGGUCAAUAAACAGUGCUCUCUGGUAGUGACCAGCGAUGUGGCCAACCUGAGCUCCAACAGGCUGCGCAGCAUCCACAAGCACCAGAUCCCUGUGGUCGGAGUGGAUUACGUGUACUGCUGUGUGGAGAGAGGAGUCCGUCUGCCUGUGGACGAAUACAAACUGGACACGUCCUCCACUUCAACGCUUCCUCCUCCUCCUUUGUCUUCACCAAAGAAGACUCCACGUCCACGUCAAGUGUCUGUGAUCCAUGUGGUGGAUGAGACGCCUCAGAGGAACGAGGCUCCGCAGAGGAGUGGGAAUGUCCUGGAAAAGUUCAGGAUCUACUCUGAAACUGAUUCCAAACUUCCAUCGUUUCCUGAUCGUUUUCACGUGGCCAAGUAUUCGAUCUAUGAGAAGAGAAACAGCUGGUGGGUACUGGAGCUGCAGAGCUCCACAGGAGAGAAAGGACGUCAGUAUCGGGUGGUCAGGUACUGGAAGGAGGAUGCUGGAGCACAGAAGGCGGCGGUGAGGGACAUGCAGGUGUUUCUGUCCAGCUCAGAGGAAGCUCUGGAGGUGUACCAAUCCCUCAGAGACUCGCUGGAGGCUUCAGGCCUGCAGAAGAGGAGCUGCGUCCCCCCACAGGCCAAGAACCUGGGCUCUGCCCCCCUCCACCAGCUUCUGUUGGAGGAGAAGCUGAACACAGGACAGUUAUCUGAGGAGGUGGGCGUGUUUGUGGAGCUGCUGUGGACCGAAGCCCUCGGCUGUCUUAACGACAUCCUCAGCGUUUCCAUCGACAAACUCAGCAUCAAUGAUGUGAGCAGGGCCGAGGGCUUGUUGCUUCAGGCUCAGAAGAAGCUGAGGGACAACGAUUAUGAGGCGGUGAUUUCUCUCCUGGGGGAGUUUUACACGCUGCUGCCACACAAAAGACAAAACUUACAUCCCGAGGCCAAACUCAUCUCUCAGAAACUGGAUCUGUGUCAGUUAAUCAGAGACGUUGUGAACGUGAGUGAGAUGACUCUGAGGAGCCCGGCCCCCUCCUGUGUGGGGAAGUAUCGCGCACUGAGGUGCAGCAUUGAGCCUGUUCCCUCCAACAGCUCCGAGUUUCAGGCCGUGAGAAAUCUGCUGCAGGGCAGUAAAGUGCAGAUCCAGCAGAUUGUGCGUGUCAGCAGAGGAGUGGAGCUUCAGACAUUUAAGAGCGAGCUCGGGAACAUUAAGCCUCUUCUACAUUCCUCCAGCCCCAGCAACUUUGUGGGGAUCCUGUCUCGCGGCCUGCUGCUGCCCCGCGUUGGAGUGGAGCAUCAUGGGAUAGAGAGAACAGACGUUGGCAAUCUGGGCAGUGGAAUCUACUUUGGUGACACCAUGAGCACCAGUUUGAAAUAUUCCAAACCCAGCGUGACGGACGGCUCUCGGCUGCUGCUGGUGUGUGACGUGGCACUGGGACGGUGCAGGGACGUCCACCAGAGAGACACCACACUGACCCAGGCUCCUGAGGGACACCACAGCAUGCACGGGGUCCGGCGCACCGCUAACGCUCAGUCUGACUUUGAGGAUGAUGAGUAUGUGGUCUACAGCACUGACCAGGUGAGGCUGAAGUACGUGGUUCAGUUCAGCAUCGAGGGAGACCAACGGAAGGACUUCAGUCCCGACAUCAACACAUCGGCCGAGCUGUGUCUGCCCCCGUCCAGCCAAGACUUUGGUUCGGAGGAUAAUGGUGUGGAACAUGUUAAAAACCCUAUGGAGGAUGUGAAGGCCGGACUGUUGAACAGCUCUGGUCAGCAGCUCCCUCUGCAGGCCGUCCACGUGAAGUGCAAACUGAUGGAUCUGCUGUCCCAGGUUGUCAUUUUCCAGAAAUACACCAAUCAGAGCUCUGAAGCCAUCGAAGCGAAGUAUGUGUUCCCUCUGGAUGAUUCUGCAGCCGUGUGUGGAUUUGAGGCUUUCAUCAAUGGGAAACAUGUGGUUGGACAGGUGAAGGAAAAGGAGAAGGCUCGCAAGGAGUACAAACAGGCUAUAGAGAAAGGCUACGGAGCCUACCUCAUGGACCAGGAUGCCCCAGACGUGUUCACCAUCAGCGUGGGCAACCUUCCGCCCGGUGCCACCGUCCUCAUCAAAAUCACCUACGUGUCCGAGCUGAUGGUCAGGGACGGCAGUAUCCUCUUCUCCCUGCCAGGCAGCGUGGCCCCGUGGCAGGAGAGCGCCGCGCUCAACCAGACCACUCAGGUCACUGUGGAGAAGGUGUGUGUGACUGACAAGGAAGCCGGCAGAAGAGAGUUCACCUUGGACGCGUCGGUGGAGAUGCCCUAUGAGAUCUCCAGCCUGCAGUGUGUCACUCACAAAGUCAAGAUGAAGAGAACCGACUGUAAGGCUGUGGUCAGUGUGCUGCCAGGAGAGGUCCUGGGUCCGGACGGUUUCCAGCUGAACAUCACUCUGUCUGAAGUCCAUCUACCCAGGAUGUGGGUGGAAAACCACCCAGACAAGGACAGCCAGGCCUGCAUGUUGGUUUUCUAUCCGAACUUUGAGGUCGACUCCGGCUCAGCAGCCGAUGAAGUCAUCCUGUUGCUGGAUACGUCUGAGUCCAUGAGAGGAGAGUCUCUCCAGGAGGCCCAGAGAAUCGCCCUGCAGGUCCUCAAAGUCCUCGACAACAACGUCAGACUCAACGUCAUUUUGUUUGGCACGGGUCACACAGAUGCUUUCCUGACAGCAAAGCCACUGUCUGAAGUUCAUCAAGCUGCUCGGAGCUUCAUCAAGCGCUGCUCUUCAGUAGGGGGCAGCACCGAGCUGUGGCGCCCCCUGCGAGCUCUCAGCCUGCUGCCUCCGUCCCGCGGCGUCAGGAACCUGCUGCUGCUGUCGGACGGCCACAUCCAGAACGCAGAGCUCACCUUGCAGCUGCUCAGAGACAACUCUCAGCACAGCCGCCUCUUCAGCUGCGGCCUCAGUCCAACAGCCAACCGGCACAUGCUCAGAGCCCUGGCACAAGCAGGGGGCGGAGCCUAUGAAUUCUUCGACACAAAAACCAAACACAACUGGGCGGAGAAGGUGGCCCGUCAGCUGAAGCGUAUGGCAUCUCCGGGUUGCAGCUCGGUGUCUGUGAAAUGGCAGCAGUUCAACCCGUCAGCUCCUCCUCCUGUGCAGGCGCCCAAGCAGCUGCAUGCUCUGUUCAGUGACUGCCAUACGCUGGUGUAUGGCUUUGUGCCGCACUGCACUCAGGCUACACUCGUUGGGAACUUGAGUGGUCAGGAGCUCAAAACCAUGGUGUCGACGUCUGAGCUGCAAAAAACGAGAGGAACAUUCCUCCACAAGCUCACAGCGAGGGCGCUCAUCAGGGACUACGAGGACGGGAGCCUGGACACCAGUGAAGCUGGACACGAGGGUAAGAAAGUGGAGCUGAAGUCCUUCAUCGUGCAGUUGAGCAAAGAGUUCUCGAUCCUGUCUCAGUUCACCAGCUUCGUGGCCAUCGAGGAAAGGGAUUCUGAACAAGCAGAGGAUGGCUUCACAGACAUCCCCAAGUUGAUCGCAGAGGAGGAUGUGGACUUCCUCUCGUACAUGAGUUUUUCUCAUGAUGACGAUACCGACAGUGAUUUUUUCAAGUCAGCUUUGCUCAAAGACCUGCCCAUACCGCGGAUGGCCAGGUUCCCGUCCAGUCUUUCUGAUGACGAGUGGAGCCUUUCUUCUGACGACAAAAAAAAUCAGGCGCUGACCAGUUCUUCUGAUGACGAUGAGGUGGAACCGUUGGAAUUUGGUGACUACGAUGGGGAAUGCGCUCUUAUGUCGGCUGACAAACAAUACGGAUCCUUUUUACCUUCACUACAAACUUUAGAAGUAUUGGACCUUCCAUCUACGCCUGUAAUAGCUCUCGGAAUGUCACCAGUCAUCAAAAGGGACCGACCUCCUCCUCCUCCUCCUCCUCUUCCUCAUCCUGUUGUUCUUGGUUUUCAUUCUUUUCCUGGUUCUCCUCCUCCUCCUCCUCCUCCUCGUCCUCCUCGUCCUCCUUAUCCUGGUCCUCCUCCUCCUCUUGCUACUGGCGAUUCUAGAGCAGUUCGUUCAUGUAGAGCUAAGUCCAUGGUAGCACGAGCCAUUGAGCCAGUGAGGAAAAAAGGGAGGAGGUCCUCCCGCCCCAUCCUUCCACCACCACGAGGAACUGUAAUUCCCACAUCGUUUGGCGCCAUCAUGUCUUCCACUGAUGCACUUGACCUGAGUCAGCAACUUGAAAUUUGUAGUCGUCCGCUUAGUGGAAGAAGGUCUUCACCUGCUCCACCAGCAGCAGCGCCUGAGAUCUCUGAGGCUCUGCCUCUGUUUUGCAGAAGCAGUUCUUUAGAUGGUUCUUUCAGCGAGGGAGCUCCACUGGUGCCUCAGCAGAUGCUUGAGGCUCAAGGGGUUCCAUCUUUCGAUGCUGCAGCUGCUCCUCCGUCAACAGUAGAAACGGGAUCUGGAUUUCAAUUUGGGGCUCUGUUUGGCAGCAGCAGGUCUUCAGCUGCUUCAUCCAGCAGGGGAGCUGCACCAGUGCAUCAGAUACCAGAGGAUGUUCUGUCGCGAGUAAGAGUAGGAGGGUGCAGGUCUUUGGCUGCCAGGGGCAGGUCUUUGGCUGCUCCACCAGCACCGGUGCCUCUGAUGCUAGAGGCACCUAUCGGUUAUGCAGCUGCUCCUCAGCCAACAUUAGAAUUGGGAUCUGGAUUUCAAUUUGGGGCUCUGUUUGGCAGCAGCAGUUCUUCAGCUGCUUCAUCCAACAGCGGAGCUUCACCAGUGCUUCGGAGGAGACCAGAAAUUAACUUCUUAAAAGAACGCAUGUUCUUGGAUCGAUCUUCACGAAGUCAUGAACGUGAACGUCAACUUUGUUUCAGGAUGUCAUCAGCAGCUCCAGAACCAACCCCAAAUCCCAAAUGGAUAAAGAUCUUCCAGAUGCAGCAUUCAGAGGGCUACUGGGAGCUGACCGAGGAACUGGGUGAACUUAUUAACAUCAAUGUGGACGUCUUUGCCAACGUGUUCCUGAAAAACAAAGGCAUCCGGUCUCUAGGGGUGAGGGCACAUGCAGACAUCCUGAGGCUGGUGGCGACUCUCCUGGUUCUGCAGCUGAUGAGGUUGGAGAUGCUGGAAGAAGGCAAACUGCUCAGCAGCCUCUUCCGUCUGGAGCUCUCUGAGCCCAGGCCUCAGAGGUGGCUGAGGGUGAAGACGGCCGUGGACUGGGUCUCCUGGGCUGACCGUCAGUACCCCUCCAUCUACAGUCGGCUGGAGUUCGGUCAGAGCUGGGAGUCCGCCACCCGCCAGCUCCUGGGCUACGAACGCCUCCCUCACUUCUCCCCUCUCAGCGGCCUGGACCUUCACAGGACCACACCCCUGCUGCUGGUCCACUAAAUGAAUAGACAUUAUUUACAUAGAUAAAUGUGCAUGCAUUCAUUUGUCUUCUACACAGCAUUUGCAUCUAUCUCUGCUAAUAAGACAAGGCGCUAAAUUUCAAGGAUUUAAUCAGCUAGAGUUAUUCUGCAGAAAGAAACUGUUGCACCGUAAAAGUUAAGAUCUCUGUGAUUUGGAGCGCAUCAUUAUCUCCAGAAAAAUCCCGUCUACAGGUAAAACUAAUUCUGCGCCCCCAAAGUCUCAAUAGAUCUGAAGCGACAUUUGACAGAGACACCUAGACACGUUCAGUGAAUCAUUGCAGCUUACUGAGAUAUUCCACUUGUCCACAAUUAUCUCGAUCAUUGAGUUAGGUUUUGUGAAAACAAGUUUUUUGUUCAUGUCACUAAGUUUUCUUCAGCUGUGAUACAGAUGGAAAAGCAACGUUAAAGGAGCUGUCCCAAAAACCAAACCACACUGUCCCAGACUCCUGAAAGAAGCCUGCAGCAUGAUGAAGGCGAGAAGGGAUGUAUGAGUAAAUGAUAAAAAUAAAUAACAAAAGAUUAGUGAUCACUGAGCGCGUGAAGACAGACACAGGAUAGUAUCAUUACAGAAAUAUUUCUGAUGUUUUUGGAGAAAAGAAGGGAUUCAUCAUGCUUCUUAAUAACCUCUGAGGUUUGUUUAAUCAUUUUAUGCAUUUAUUUUUUUUUUAUCAUUUCACUUCAGUGAGUAAUGCUCAAAUCACUUAUUUUAUUUUUAUUGUUAGCUGGCUGUUGUUUAUCGUUUAUUAUGUGAAAUAAUGAAGAGAAAUAUAAUCUUUCCUGGAAAUUCA
This is a messenger RNA of Mugil cephalus (flathead mullet), 6349 nucleotides long. It is a transcript of the gene parp4, whose product is annotated as poly (ADP-ribose) polymerase family, member 4. Gene Ontology annotation, molecular function: NAD+ poly-ADP-ribosyltransferase activity. The coding region runs from base 94 to 5541 and encodes 1815 amino acids. Lineage: Eukaryota; Metazoa; Chordata; Actinopteri; Mugiliformes; Mugilidae. The record is from RefSeq and is a predicted model, not a curated record. The transcript has 42 exons.